Molecule: messenger RNA, 6537 nt
Organism: Penicillium lagena
Lineage: Eukaryota; Fungi; Ascomycota; Eurotiomycetes; Eurotiales; Aspergillaceae
Product: putative ABC multidrug transporter
Exons: 13
Coding region: 1-6537 (2178 amino acids)
Biological process (GO): transmembrane transport; DNA-templated transcription
Cellular component (GO): membrane
Molecular function (GO): ATP hydrolysis activity; zinc ion binding; DNA binding
Source: RefSeq, a predicted model, not a curated record
AUGCCUGCUCCUCUUUACCCCUACCCUCAUAGUUCGGUCUUUGCUUCCGCCUCGGAAGCCAACCCAGAGAAAAAUGGCCCUCCUCGCGUGCAAGCAUCUCAUGAGGACGAGGAUGCCAUCGCCGAUAUCCAUCGAUGCUUGACGGAGAAGGACCUUCCACAGUAUCCAGAACCGCACUCGUCGUUUGAUAAAUUCCUCGAGGAACAGUUCCAGGGUGGUAAGAAACGAUCGAAUCGGGGCGUGUGCUUCCAGUCACUUUCAACCUGGGGAGAGGGAAACAGCCACACCGAUGUCAAGACUCUUGCUACCGCACUGUGGCGGACACUGACUAUGCGUGAUGUCUAUGAAUGGACAAUCCAACCGUGGGUCUCAAGCAAGAAGCCCCAACAUGGACGUCCUCUCAUUCGAGACUUCUCCGGAGUAGUUCAGAGCGGAGAGAUCAUGCUCGUGCUCGGUCGCCCUGGUGCGGGAUGUUCAACCUUUCUUCGCACAGUUGCGGGACAUCACUCAUCUUUUCUUGGGGUGACUGGUUCAAUUGAUUACUCUGGUCUGAGUCUAGAGGAGGUCCAGAAGCACUAUCGGGGAGCCGUGGCUUAUGUGCCCGAGGACGACGUCCAUUUUCCUACACUCAAUGUGCGCCAGACCCUAGAGUUUGCGUUACAGAGCAAAACCCCGAAACGAUACCGUGAACGCAUCCCGCGAUAUCUUGAGAUCUACAGCCGAGUCUUCGGCAUGUCACACACCAUGAAUACGCUGGUGGGCAAUGAGUAUAUACGAGGCGUUUCGGGUGGUGAGCGGAAACGCAUUUCUAUCAUCGAGUCUUUGGCUACCGACUCUUCCGUGAUAUGCUGGGAUAAUUCCACCAGGGGACUGGAUGCAUCUUCUGCUCUGGAUUAUGCGCGCUCUCUGCGGAUCAUGACAGACACCUCCCGAAAAUCGACUCUUCUUACACUAUACCAAGCAUCUGAUGCUAUAUAUGAGUUGAUGGACAAGGUGAUCUUGAUUGAAGAAGGGCGAAUGCUCUUCCAAGGCCCGGCCAACGAAGCCAAGAAGUACUUCGAGGAUUUGGGCUAUGAAUGUGCCGACAUGCAGACAACAUCUGAUUUUCUAACCAGCAUCCCUGUUCCCGAGCGGCGCAGGUUUCGUCCAGGUUGGGAAGACCAUGCACCCAAGGGGCCAAUUGAACUCGAGAAUGCAUUUCGACAAAGUACUGCGUUUAAGAAGAUCGGCGAAGAGGUCAAGAGCUACGAGAAUAGGCGACUGAAGGCGAGUUCGGUCUGUCAGACUGACUCGGAGUCUGGCAGUGUGGACGAGUUCAAGAAAACCAUUCAGAGCGACAAAUCCCGUUUCGUGUCAUCCAAAUCACCAUACACCAUCUCCCUCUUCCGGCAGAUUGUGCUGUGUGCCAAACGGCAAAUGUGGCAGAUGAAAGGCCACAUGAGCCCCUUGUACAUCAAGUUGAUCUCUUGUGUGGUUUACGGGCUGCUGGUGGGGUCUAUGUUUUACAAUCAGCCCCAGACAACAGAGGGCAUCUACUCGCGCGGGGGGGUGUUAUUUUACUCCUCAAUCCUGCUUGCUUGGUUGCAAAUGUCCGAGUUGGAAGACGCAAUGCAAGGUAAAGAGAUCCAGACUCGUCAGAAGAAGCUCACUUUUGUACGACCGAGUGCGGUCUGUCUGGCUCGGGUUCUUGCGGACUUGGUCGUAGCUGCUGUUCUUACAUUCUUGUACCUGAUUGUAUUGUACUUUUUGUCUGGUCUACGCCCAGAGGCCGGCUCAUUCUUUAUCGAUUUCCUCUUCAUCUAUACGUGCACGGUUUGCCUCACAGCGCAGUUCCGUGUUUUUGCAGCGCUGUUCAACAAUUUUGAGGUUGCUUUGCGCUACUGUGGAGUUUCUGUGUUGUUUUGCAUUGUGUUUGGUGGAUAUGUCUUGUCGGUGGACCAGCUAAUGCAGGAUGUCCCGUGGGUUGGGUGGCUAGCAUAUAUCACACCGGCACUGUAUACCUACGAGUCCGUUAUGGCAGUCGAGUUCCAUAAUGCCAAGUUCGCCUGCGAAUCUGCUAAGAUUGUCCCAUCUGGGCCAAACUAUACCGAUGUCACAUACCAAACUUGCGCUUAUGCUGGCAGCAAGCUCGGCAGUACGGUAGUAAACGGUGAUGACUAUUUGGCGGCCCAGUUUGGCUUUUAUUACAGUCAUGUGUGGCGCAAUUUUGGCAUCCUUUGUCUCUUUACUGUUGUUUUUGUUGGACUCACCUGCUGGUUGAGCGAGACCCUUGAGUGGGAAUCGGACGGUGCUGGACCGAUUCAAUACAAAGGCUCCCAGAGACUGCUCAACCGCAAUGCGAAUACUCAACCCGACGAAGAGAAUACUCCUGUUUCGGUCGAUCCGAAGGCACCGCCAGCCCCAUGUUCGGAAAGCAAUCCUAACCAGGCAAUUGCGGCGACGGAGUCCACCUUUACAUGGGCUGACCUUGACUUGCAUGUUGGAAGUCGGCAAUUGCUGCAUGGAGUGGGUGGAUUCUGCAAGCCAGGGACUUUAACGGCCCUUGUCGGAGCUUCGGGGGCGGGCAAGUCUACAUUGUUGACAGCACUCACGCAAAGAAAGAGUCCAGGGACUUUGUCGGGCUCGAUGUUCGUGGACGACCAGCCCGUCGAUCACUCUUUCAACCGACAAAUUGGAUAUUGCCAGCAGAUGGAUAUUCAUGAUGAAAGCAGUACCAUCCGGGAAGCCUUUGAAUUUUCUGCACUACUUCGGCAAAGUCGAGAGGUCCCUAAGGCAGAAAAGCUGGCCUAUGUGAAAACAGUUCUGUACACCCUAGACUUGGUGGAGCUCCAGGAUGCAGUAAUUGGAUCGUUGGACAUUGAAAAGAAGAAACGGGUUACAAUUGGAGUGGAGCUCUGCGCCAGACCUAAACUGCUUUUGUUCUUGGAUGAGCCAACAAGUGGUCUCGAUAGCCAAGGAGCAACCAGCAUUGUUGCCCUGCUCCGCCAUCUGGCUGAUCAAGGACUGGCAGUACUGUGCACCAUUCAUCAGGCAAAUCAGCAGCAAUUUGAAGAGUUUGAUCGUGUCCUAGCGCUAAGCCCCGGCGGAAAGACGUAUUACUUUGGCCCGGUGGGAAGAUGUGGUCACGCCAUCUUUGAAUAUUUUAGAAAACACGGAGAUAACCCCGAAAAAGUCACCAAUGCGGCCGAUUAUCUUAUUGAGGUAGUUGUCGGUAGUAUGAAAGACCACCGAAGCCACGUCAACUGGGCCACUAUAUGGCAGAACUCCCAAGAAGCCGAGGACGUCAACAAAGAGAUUGCUCAGAUUCGCUCUCACGAGGGCAAGUCUGGGAAAUCUAGCCUUGGAGCAUCCUUGUCACCACCUUUACACCAGCAAAUCAUACUUUUGACCCAGAGGACAAGCCGCCAAUUCUGGAGAACGGCCGAGUACCCAUAUUCGCGACUAUAUGCAUCUUUUCUCCAUGCUCUCAUCAACGGUCUUACAUACCUCCAGAUCGGAAACAGCGCGACAGACCUCCAGUCCAAGGCUUUCUCGUGCUUCCUAGUCUUGAUGCUGGUUCCUGAAUUCAUAAAUGCCAUCUCCAUGCGGUUUAUCCUAAAUCGGGAUAUCUGGUUGGCGAGAGAAGGUCCCAGCGGAGUGUAUGACUGGGUGGCGUUCUGUACAGCCCAGAUUGUGUCCGAGAUUCCGUAUGCUACUGUUGGCGCCGUGGUGUUUUAUGUGCUUUAUUACUUCAUGGUCGGACUUCCCCUGGGGUUUGCUGCCGGAUACAGCUUCUUGAUGUUCUUCCUGUUCUUCCUUUUUGCUACGUCCUGGGGACAGUGGAUUGCCGCACUCAGUGCGGACUCUCUUGUUGCUGCGACACUCAUGCCUUUCUUCAUCAUCAUGUGUGAACUCUUCAAUGGCAUUCUGCGUCCUCAUUCGCAGAUGCCUGCAUUCUGGAAGUUUACCAUGUACUACAUCACCCCGUUCACGUAUUGGAUUGGAGGUGUUCUCACUGCUGUGCUGCGAGGUACUCCUGUGAUUUGCAACCAAAGCGAAUUAACCAUUUUCGAGAGUCCGCAGAACAUGACAUGUGGUGAAUAUGCAGGGCCUUGGCUGUCUUCGAAGGGAGUUGGAUACUUGUCCAACCCAGACAGCAGCGGAAAGUGCGGCUACUGUGAAUAUAGCUGGGGUGACGAUUAUCUGUCUGGGAUUGGCCUGGACUCCUCGAAGAUCUGGCCGUAUUUCGGGAUCUUCCUCACAUUCACCGUCUCGAAUUACCUGAUGGUCUAUCUUCUGGUCUACCCAGGGCCUGUGACUGAUUCCGAGCAUCGCAUGUCGCCCCCUGUAUCGCAGAUGCGUCCUCCGCGAGGCUCGAACGACCAGACUGCGGGCUCUGGCAUGUUCGUUUUUGACUCCAAACUGGGGCCAAAAUCAAGCUCCAAUCGCGUGACGAAGCGCAGUCGCCCGGAUGAACAGCAAGAGUUGCGUGAGCUGCGACACCGUCUCCAUAUUUUGGAGAAUGCAUUGGGCAGGCCAUCGGCGCUCCAGACCCCCGAAACGUCGGUCUGUGACGUCUUCUCAGAGCUCGGGACAGCUCAAAGUAAUGAGACUGUAGGAAUUGAUGACCGUGUCCGAUACUUGCCGGAUGCGUCUUUUCGUGGAAAAAAGGACAAGAGUCGCUAUUGUGGGCGUAGCCAUUAUGCCACCUCAAUGUCGUUUUUUCAAGAUGUUGGGACCUUUUUGCACCAUGGUCGGAAGACUAAGGGCAAGUGCUCAGAGUAUACCGACAUGAAGCAGUUCAAAAGGGGGCUUUGGUCCCAAGAGACUCAGGAUCAUCAGCGUGCCUUUCGUGAACAAGCCUCUAAGCUGGAAGAGAUGGUUCCACCGCGAAAUGUGGCGGACCAGCUAGUCCAACUGUAUCUGGAGACGUUUGAGACUACCUUCCGAGUCUUGCACGUACCAACUUUCGUAGCGGAGGAACGCCCUGAGCUGACAAUUCUAAAGAAAUAUUCUGACUACUGGAACAACUCCCUGCCAAAUGACACCACUUUUGUAGCUCAGCUACUGGCUGUGCUGGCUGCCGGCAGUUCAUUCUAUGUUCCAUCGGGCCAUGAAGAUCAAGAGACCUACCAAAAGCCUGCUGUGAAGUGGAUAAUGGCGGUACAGUCGUAUAUUGCGAGUGCAUUUGUCAGCCCUGAAAUCAACCUGCGAAUGAUUCAAACCCAGUGUCUCCUCUUGAUGGCCCGUUUGGCAGUGACCAGCGACAGCGAAGUAGCCUGGUCCUCGUCGGGGUGGCUGAUCCGCUCUGCGAUGACUAUGGGCUUGCACCGAGACCCAACCCGCUUUCGCAAAAUUAGGCCAUUCCACUGUGAGAUGCGACGCCGACUAUGGGCCACCAUUGUGGAAUUGGAUCUCAAACUCGCCUUGGACGGAGGGUUCCCUCCAUCUAUCGACUUGGAUGAGUGUGACUGCCCCCCACCGUCGAACUGGGAGGAUGAAAAAUUGACUCCAGAUAUGGAGAACAACCCAGCUCCGUCUAACUCGACGGCCUGUACCCAGAACCUCUACCAAGUCCUCCUCUCGAAGUCCUUGCCCUUGCGACAUCGGAUUGUCAAGACGAUAAAUAGCCUUCGAUUUGAGUUGUCCUACGACGAGGCAUUGCGACUGGGUGAAGAGCUCAUGCGAUUAGUGCAAAAUGCAUCGUCUAUUUUUGAGGACAAUACUUUGGGCAUUUAUCCUGGUGAAAUCGGACGGCAUCGAUUCGCCCAGUCCCUCUACUUGUUCAUCAUGCGCAAGUCUCUACUUGCUCUUCAUCGGCCGUUUUCACUUAGCGUUUUGAGACUGCCAAAAUUUUCAUACUCACGUAAGAUAUGCCUUGAAGGAUCCCUGGAGAUGCUCUCCCAAUUGGCGUUUUCUUCAUCAGAAGCAGUGGGUACUGAUGGAUCGCCGCGGCUUGCACAACUCGGCACUUCAAUGUUUCGGGAUGAAAUUUUUCAUGCGGCCAUUACUAUCUGUGUGGAGCUCUCAUUGCAGGCAGAUGAGGUCAACCAGACCUCGUCACUAGAAGGAGCAAAUUCCAGUGGGGUUUUAGGGCUUAUGAUUCAAUCGCAGCAAGCGGUCAUGCUGCAAGCUGUGGAACGCACAGUUGACGCGUUUGCCAGUCGAAUCGGGGCCGGCGGAAAGGGAUGCAAGCCGUUUUUCUUCCUGAGUCUGGUUUUGGCAUCGGUAAAAUCCCGAGUGAAGGGGGAGGAUCCGUUGUCAGAUAUUGAAGCCACUUCAACGAAGGUGGUGCGGAUAUGCCGUACGAUGCUGAAUGGCACUCCAUGGCCUGAGGCUCAGGCAGUUGCUGAACGCCAGGUGGACAAGACACCGAUGCCUGAAAAUCAGAUAAACCCAGUCUCGGACAUGCCCAAUGAACUGGACCCCACAGUUCUUCUAUCAACCGACAUGAACAACUUUACGCCGAUGGACUUGGGAGGCUGGUUUGAUAGCCUGGAUUAUGGCGGCCCGGAACUCUGGGACUAUGACCUAUUUGACAGCCUGCCAUCGAUUUGA